Messenger RNA from Herpailurus yagouaroundi (jaguarundi), 997 nucleotides. RefSeq names its product folliculogenesis specific bHLH transcription factor (gene FIGLA). The transcript has a single exon. The record is from RefSeq and is a predicted model, not a curated record. Lineage: Eukaryota; Metazoa; Chordata; Mammalia; Carnivora; Felidae. The coding region runs from base 100 to 396 and encodes 98 amino acids.
GGUCCGGGCCCCAGGCCCCGCCCCCGUGCUCCGCAGCUCGGGCAGCCGCAGGUGCGGGAGCUGAAAGGCCGCACCGCCCCCAGCCCGCCGCCCGCCGCCAUGGAAGCAGCGCCCGCCCCGGCUCUCCUGAGCGUCCCGCAGGCCGAGGUGCUGGAGGACGUGCUGCGGGAGCAGUUCGGGCCGCUGCCCCAGCUGGCCGCCAUCUGCCGGCUCAAGCGGCUGCCCUCGGGCGGCUACUCCUCGACCGAGGACCUCCAGUUGGUGCUGGAGCGGCGGCGCGUGGCCAACGCCAAGGAGCGCGAACGGGUGAGCGCCCUGCGCCGCGCGGGUCCCCAAGGCCACCCGGGCUCGGCCGCCUCACGACCCGCUGCUCGCCACCAAACACCUGGCCGGUAGCCCGUGCACCCACUUACCCCCACCCGCGGGGUUCCGAGGCGACUCGAACCUCCUGAGGCCCGAGGUUCCGUCGUCCGGGAGACGUUCGCUGACGCUAGGAUGGCCUCCUCACCUGCUGACCACCCGGAACGGGGUCAAGGGGUGGGAGUGGGGACACGCGAGGCCCCUGACAACGUUAAAAAUGUCUUGCCUUGGCAAGUGCUUUCAAAAAGGUUAGCGCCCAGGAGUCGCGCUUAAAUCUCCCAACCACUCGGCGCUGGGUAGGCGCUUGGGGUGCAAAGGGCUCCCACCACCCCUUUCCCUUCUGCAUCUCUGCCUCGAAGCAAGUAUGGGGUGAGGGGGCCCAGUGGAAGUUACUCUUUUCUCUUUUUUUAGAGUAAGGAAACACGGUGCAGGGGUGCGCACGGGACUUGCACUCCAGCUAGUGUUGUUUCCCAAUCAGGCUGGGACGCCGCGGUGAAUCACAACGCGGAAUGGUCUUGUGCGCCGUAGUCCGAGCGGCAUCUACUGGUGGCUUUUAGUAUUUCUCAUCGAACCUGGGCCCCCCAAUUUGUCCAAUCUGGCCUCCCUUCUGCUCUUUGCAGACCUGGGGGUUUGGCCG